GCUAUUAUUGCUCGAGCAGCUUCCUGUUCAGCGAACACUCACACUUCCUCCACUACAGCAACACUUUGCUUGACUACUUUGACGCUCUCAGACAGAUUGUAGGCUACAUGUUCAUACAAACCCUGCCACUGAAGAUAGUAUGUUUGGUGUCUGAGACAGUGAAGGGGCCAGAAUGCAGAGCAUCAAGUGUGUGGUGGUAGGAGACGGUGCAGUGGGGAAGACCUGCCUCCUCAUCUCUUACACCACCAACGCCUUCCCCAAGGAGUACAUCCCCACUGUGUUUGACAACUACAGUGCCCAGGUGACUGUGGACAGCAGGACUAUUAGCCUCAACCUGUGGGACACAGCAGGCCAGGAGGAAUACGACCGCCUGCGCACCCUCUCCUACCCCCAGACCAACGUGUUUGUUAUCUGCUUCUCCAUUGCCAGCCCCCCCUCCUUUGAGAAUAUCAAGCACAAGUGGCACCCAGAGGUCACCCACCACUGUCCCAAUACGCCCAUUCUGCUGGUGGGCACCAAGAAGGACCUGCGUAAUGACCCGGAGGUGUUGAAGAAGCUAAAGGAUCAGAACCAGAUGACCAUCACCCAACAGCAGGGCACCGCCCUGGCCAGGCAGAUCCAAGCCAUCAAGUACCUUGAAUGCUCUGCCCUCAACCAAGAUGGAAUCAAAGAAGUGUUCGCUGAGGGUGUGCGAGCCUUUCUCAACCCACAACCUGUCGCCACCAAGAAACACUGUGUGCUAUUAUAAAGGCAGUAGGAAACCCUGUGUGCUAUUAUAAAGGCAGUAGGAAACCCUGUGUGCUAUUAUAAAGGCAGUAGGAAACCCUGUGUGCUAUUAUAAAGGCAGUAGGAAACCCUGUGUGCUAUUGUAAAGGCAGUAUGAAACCCUGUGUGCUAUUGUAAAGGCAGUAUGAAACCCUGUGUGCUAUUAUAAAGGCAGUAGGAAACCAUGUGUGCUAUUAUAAAGGCAGUAGGAAACUCUGUGUGCUAUUGUAAAGGCAGUAGGAAACCCUGUGUGCUAUUAUAAAGGCAGUAGAAACCCUGUGUGCUAUUAUAAAGGCAGUAGGAAACCCUGUGUCUGUCACGUUCGUCGUAAUAAUGGUUGGACCAAGCUGCAGCGCGAUAUGGUUUCCACAUAAUUUAUUAAAGUGAAAAACAAAACAAAUAAAGACACAAACAACGAAACGUGACCAACGAGAUGCUACGUGCACUAACUCAAAACACAGAAACAUAAACAAUAUCCCAUAACCAACAGGUGGAAAAAUGCCACUUAAGAAUGAUCCCCAAUUAGAGACAAGAAUGAUCCAAAAUUAGAGACAAUUACCAGCUGCCUCUAAUUAGGAAUCAUACACAAACGCCAACAUAGAAAAUGAAACCUAGAACCCCACAUAUAAAUAAUAAACUAGACUAAAACCCCUAGUCACGCCCUGACCUACUCUACCAUAGAAAAUGCAGGCUUUGUGUGCUAUAAAGACAGUGUGCUAUUAUUAAGGCAGUAUGAAACCCUGUGUGCUAUUGUAAAGGCAGUAGAGAUACUAUCACAGAUGCAUAUCCAAUAGAACAAUAUUAAUUAAUUUAAUUUGUGUAAACCAUUGGAGUUGAUUUUAUUGUGAAAUAUGUUUUUGUUGUACUGCCAUUAACAAACACUGCGAUAUCAAGACUUCAUUAAGAAAAAAGGGGAUCUUUGAGGCAUUGGCUCAAGAUGCAUGCUUCAAAACUGACCCAAUGUUAGGUAGGCGAGAAGGGCCUUGCUCAAACUUUGUCUGUCAGAAUCCUUGCUUUUGUACAUCCAUUAUUUUGCCCUCUUCCUUUAAAGCAAUUGCCAAUCAAAGCCUGAGACUUGAUGGGAGAUACAUUCUCUCAUGUAUCUGUGUUUGAAUAAUUGUCAAAUUUGGACAUGUAUGGCCUUUACAAAAAUAAUUAAAUAAUGCACGUGUAAAAAGACAAUAUCAGGAAUUUAAUUUACUGCAG
This is a messenger RNA of Oncorhynchus tshawytscha (Chinook salmon), 1971 nucleotides long. Its product is annotated as rho-related GTP-binding protein RhoG-like. The transcript has 2 exons. Gene Ontology annotation, cellular component: cytoplasmic vesicle; cytoskeleton; plasma membrane. The record is from RefSeq and is a predicted model, not a curated record. Gene Ontology annotation, biological process: cortical cytoskeleton organization; establishment or maintenance of cell polarity; regulation of cell shape. The coding region runs from base 173 to 748 and encodes 191 amino acids. Gene Ontology annotation, molecular function: GTP binding; protein kinase binding; GTPase activity. Lineage: Eukaryota; Metazoa; Chordata; Actinopteri; Salmoniformes; Salmonidae.